GUGCAUUUUGAUUAAAACCUAGAACUCAGAUUGAGGCCCCAAUCCCCAGCCAUCGAUCCUCCCCUCUGUGCAAGCGCCGUCGCGUCAGCCCAUCUUCCCAAUACCCCGUGCAUUUUCGCGAGCCGAUUUCAAGCCAAGUUCCUUCACGGUAGGCUUAAGUUUGGAGUAAAUGGCAUCAAAAUUGCAGCAACUGCAAUCAAAGGCUUGCCAAGCGUCACAAUUCGCUUUCAAGCACGGAUCUGCUUACUACAAGCAGUUAUUGGAGCAGAACAAGCAGUACAUUCAGGAACCACCAACGGUUGAGAAAUGCAAUCAGCUUUCAAAACAAUUGUUUUACACUCGUCUUGCCAGUAUUCCUGGUCGUUGCGAGUCAUUUUGGAAGGAACUCGACUAUGUCAAGCACAUAUGGAAGAACAGGCAGGAAUUGAAGGUUGAAGAUGCCGGUAUAGCUGCUUUAUUUGGGCUGGAAUGCUUUGCCUGGUUUUGUGCCGGCGAGAUUGUGGGAAGGGGAUUUACUUUCACCGGUUACUAUGUUUGAAAACUUCCCUUGCCAAAAUGUUUUUAGAGGUUGCAUGUCUCAAAGCCUCGUCUUUAUAUUUGCUUCAUCUAAAUUGAGGGAAUUCUACAUGCAAAUUUUUUAUUUCCCCUUUUCCAUCAUUCUGCAAAUUUUUGAACCUGAGAAAUCUGCGGGCAAUUCUGAGUCCUGACAAGCCUUAAUAAUGCAUGCUUUGAAAAGUGACGUGGAUGAAGCUUGAUGUUAAUUUGGUAUUCUCUGUUGGGAGCUAAUGCUACCAAAUCAUAAUUGGUGAUUUUAGUCCAAGAUUUAUUGCAUUGACUUGUUUAUUUUA
Molecule: messenger RNA, 848 nt
Organism: Morus notabilis
Lineage: Eukaryota; Viridiplantae; Streptophyta; Magnoliopsida; Rosales; Moraceae
Exons: 3
Coding region: 170-538 (122 amino acids)
Biological process (GO): proton motive force-driven ATP synthesis
Molecular function (GO): proton transmembrane transporter activity
Source: RefSeq, a predicted model, not a curated record